GUACAGUACUAGUCAGGUCUUCAAGAAGCAUUUGAAGAACCCUACCAAGGAGCAACACACAAGCUGCUUAUCGAGAUAUUGAACGAGCAUUGGCAGUCAAGUGCCGAGAUGGCACGAUCUCUGAGACCAUAUAAUUUGUCGCUAUCAGUAAUCCAGUCUUCGGGUAUGGGAAAAUCCAGGAUGGUCGCCGAAGCCUCUCUCUCCGUAUUUACGAUUCCAAUCAAUAUUCGUGAGGAGCUUGGCCAUGGUCUCGAAAACACAGAGUUUCGCCGUUAUUUUCAAGGACAUCAUGCAAAAAGCGAUCUUCGGCUGCAGGCAGAGUAUGCAAUUACAUUGAGUGUGCUAUUCACAAAGGCCGCCGCACUUCUCGAGAAACCCAGGUUCAAAUAUAAAACAGGAGCAGAGCUAGCAUAUGAAUGGGCUGAAUAUCUCGACGAAGGACGGACCGAUACCGAAGUUGGUAUGAAUAGGAAGGUGUUCCUGGAUUCUGUGGUGGAUGGGGCACGUAAGCUCAAAUUGAUGGAGCUACGACCAGAUGAAAGAGAAAACUGGUGGUGCUCAACACCGGAAUGCAGAAGUCGUGUGACACGUUUGUUAAGGCCAUGGCUAGUAAUGAUGGGGGAGCAGAAGUCAAAUGCAUCAUUUACUUUGAUGAAGCUCACCAGCUUACCGAAUUCGUCCCACGGGAAGAGGACAUGGCCCGGAGUCGCUCGCCCUAUCAUAAUCUUGGCACAUUGCUGUCUGAGCUGACAGAAUUCCCUGUUUUUUUUUCAUUUUUUUAUCUACGAGUUCUCAUCUCCAGAAAUUCACGCCCUCGCCCGCUAGCCAUCCAUCAGUUCGCAUUUCUCAGGGCUUCCGCCUUUUCCCUCCUUUCACCGAGCUGCCAUUCGACAUAUUUGCCAAAAAGG
Cantharellus anzutake is the source of this 908-nucleotide messenger RNA. RefSeq lists its product as uncharacterized. NCBI's taxonomy places the organism in Eukaryota, Fungi, Basidiomycota, Agaricomycetes, Cantharellales, Hydnaceae. Bases 109 to 750 code for a protein of 213 amino acids. The record is from RefSeq and is a predicted model, not a curated record. The transcript is spliced from 4 exons.